AUGAAUGGAUUUACCUCUGCGGUUGUGUUCCACGUCGAGGAGAAACUGGAAUAUCCCGGCAAUGCAAACAGCAAACAGCAAACAGUAAACAGCAAACAGCAACGGCAACGGCAACAGCAACAGCAACAGCAACAGCAACAGCAACAGCAACAGCAACAGCAACAGCAACAGCAACAGCAACAGCAACAGCAACAGCAACAGCAACAGCAACAGCAACAGCAACAGCAACAGCAACAGCAACAGCAACAGCAACAGCAACAGCAACAGCAACAGCAACAGCAACAGCAACAGCAACAGCAACAGCAACAGCAACAGCAACAGCAACAGCAACAGCAACAGCAACAGCAACGGCAACGGCAACAGCAACAGCAACAGCAACGGCAACAGCAACAGCAACAGCAACAGCAACAGCAACAGCAACAGCAACAGCAACAGCAACGGCAACAGCAACAGCAACAGCAACAGCAACAGCAACAGCAACAGCAACAGCAA
Molecule: messenger RNA, 492 nt
Organism: Culex pipiens pallens (northern house mosquito)
Lineage: Eukaryota; Metazoa; Arthropoda; Insecta; Diptera; Culicidae
Product: UPF0746 protein DDB_G0281095-like
Exons: 2
Source: RefSeq, a predicted model, not a curated record